AUGGGUCAAUAUUUAUCUAAUAUUAAUUCUUGUAUCGUUGAUCGAACAAACAAAAAUGAACUUGUGCUCAACGCAAAUUCGAUUGUAUCUGGAAACGGUAAAGAGAAUAUCACUUUAUUUUUAUCAAUGAAACAAGUUGCUGAUACGUUAACAGCUAAUCAAACUUUGAGUUGUGAAACCUCAUUAAUAAAUCAAAUUCAAAAUCAUCUAGUAGUAUUAACUAAAGCAAAAGAGAUAAAUAACGUCGAUACCGAAGUCAACGAAAUACUAACGAAGAAUGGUCUCAUGCUUAUUAUUGAUGAUUAUCAGAAGUCGCUUGAGCGAGUAAAACUUAUUUAUAACAUACAACAACAACUCCAAAAAUCACUAAGAAGAAAGCUCAGUGAUCAUUAUGAUAUAGCUGUACCUACAGUUACAGAUCAAAAUGCAACAGUGAAUGUUACUACAACAUUUAUUCAAAAUGUUAAGCGAUCUCAACAAGUUAAUGAAUAUGAACGAUUUUCUUAUCUUACUAUACACUCAUUAGCAUCACUACUGCUUCGUUCAUUCAAAAUUAGUGGGCAAAUCGACCAUUCUAUGUCUUCGCAACUAAUAAGUUUUGUGGAUCAAUUAUGUGAGCAACUUCCUAUUAAAUGUGUUUUGUGUUUUCAAUCACCAAUGAAAAGACAUCAUUUAAUGCUUCAGUCACUGGAACCAUUAAUAAAUCACAUCAGUGAAUUAUCUUCAUCCUCUGACUCGGUGGUAGCAACGCAGGUUACACAAAUUUUAUUAAAAUUAUCAAUUGCACAAGCAUCAUUCAAAGAUUUUUUAACCAUCAUAAGUAAAUUGAUAUUCGAUACAACUGAUGUUUAUAAUUUAGGUGAUUUAUUUCUACAACUGAACGAUUGGCUUGCAAAUGCUCUGAGUCAGUAUGAACAGCAUAAUUAUCACGAAGGUGAGAAAAUGAAUACAAAAGCAAAGAAAGCAACAGGCUAG
Messenger RNA from Rotaria socialis, 975 nucleotides. The record is from the annotation of a GenBank genome assembly. NCBI's taxonomy places the organism in Eukaryota, Metazoa, Rotifera, Eurotatoria, Philodinida, Philodinidae.